UUUCUUCCGCUCCUCCUUCACCCUUGCGGAAAGCGGAAGUUGAGGAACCCCUCUGAGACAUUCUCUCCGGUCCGCGCUCCGCCGCUUGUCGUCCUUCUCUUCUUCGACCAGUCCAUGGCCACGUACCCCUACCGGACGGGCCCCGGGGGCGGCUCUGGCCCCGGGCCUGCCGCUGCCGCGUCCCUCCCAGACCAGAGUUUCCUGUGGAACGUCUUUCAGCGGGUUGAUAAAGACAGGAGUGGAGUAAUAUCUGACAGUGAACUUCAACAAGCAUUAUCUAAUGGCACAUGGACUCCAUUUAAUCCUGUGACUGUCAGAUCAAUCAUAUCGAUGUUUGACAGAGAGAACAAAGCAGGAGUGAACUUUGGUGAAUUCACUGGAGUUUGGAAGUAUAUCACAGAUUGGCAGAAUGUCUUCCGGACAUAUGAUAGAGACAACUCUGGAAUGAUCGACAAAAAUGAACUAAAGCUAGCAUUAUCAGGUUAUCGGUUAUCUGACCAGUUUCAUGAAUAUCCUUAUCCGAAAGUUUGACAGACAAGGAAGAGGACAGAUUGCUUUGAUGAUUUCAUUCAAGGCUUGCAUUGUUUUACAG
Molecule: messenger RNA, 592 nt
Organism: Dromiciops gliroides (monito del monte)
Lineage: Eukaryota; Metazoa; Chordata; Mammalia; Microbiotheria; Microbiotheriidae
Gene: PDCD6
Product: programmed cell death 6
Exons: 5
Coding region: 115-531 (138 amino acids)
Molecular function (GO): calcium ion binding
Source: RefSeq, a predicted model, not a curated record